Messenger RNA from Heterobasidion irregulare TC 32-1, 1014 nucleotides. RefSeq lists its product as uncharacterized. Gene Ontology annotation, molecular function: RNA polymerase II general transcription initiation factor activity; TBP-class protein binding. The transcript has 2 exons. Gene Ontology annotation, biological process: transcription preinitiation complex assembly; transcription initiation at RNA polymerase II promoter. Bases 1 to 1014 code for a protein of 337 amino acids. Gene Ontology annotation, cellular component: nucleus; transcription preinitiation complex. NCBI's taxonomy places the organism in Eukaryota, Fungi, Basidiomycota, Agaricomycetes, Russulales, Bondarzewiaceae. The record is from RefSeq and is a predicted model, not a curated record.
AUGCUGUACGAUUAUCCAUUCGCACCAGACCUUGCCGUACGACUUGAAUGCAAAGAUUGCAAGAAUCAGCAGCCCAACAUCGUCGAGGACCUACACACCGGGGAUUGUAUCUGUGGAGACUGUGGCCUAGUUCUGGAAGCGCGCAGAGUCGACACUUCCGUGGAAUGGAGGACGUUUGCGGACGACGACUACUCGACAAACCAGUCGCGCGUCGGAGAUCUAUAUGAUGUCACCGCUGGCGCUACAGUCGACUAUGGCACAUUCAUCGAUGGCGACCACGGUUCUAGCAUUGCGAAGAGUCUGCAGCAUACGGCCAUCAAGACUCUCUCCCCGGAACAGCGCAAGCGAGAUUCUGCCUUUGGGAGAAUCCAACAUUGGUGCGAUAUUCUAGACCUUCCUUUUACCGUCAGCACAUCAGCGCGGCGACUGUGGUCAUCCAUCCAAAAUCAGACCAAGGGCGCAAACAAAGAACCAAUCUACGCGGCAUGUAUCUUUGUCGCCUGCCAAUCGAAUGGCGCCCCUCGCACGUACGCUGAAAUCACCAACAAGAUGUCCAUCAAGGAGAAGAGUCUCAAUCGAUGGGUCAAAGUUCUGAAGAAGCAGUCCCUUUCCACGAGUUCAUCUAACACAACCAACCCGGAAGCUAUCCUCCCUCGCGCCUGCACCCAACUAAACCUCUCUCAGGUGAUCGAAAUGCGCUGCAAAACUCUUAUUGCUAGAUACCGCGAGCUGGACCUCUCCGGGGAUCAUGCACGGAGUCCCCUCUCCAUUGCGGGCGGCGUGAUCUGCUUUGGAUCGUGCUUACUUGGCUCGUCGAAGGCUUUUACAGAUGUUGCUCUCGCUGUCGGUGUCACGCCUCGGACGGUGUCUGAUGUAUACAAUGUUUGUUUCAAAAGGAGAACUGAUCUGGUCCCUGCGGAAUGGAUCGAGAAUGGGACAGCGUCGUUUGCGCGCUUGCCGGGUCACAUCAUUGGCCAGAAGAGUGUCUCUGAACCUAAACCUAGGCGGGCAUAG